AUUAAUUUCUUAUUUCUCAAAAUAGCCCUGGAAUAAUCUCUUUGCUGUCAAUUAUACCGCUUGGUUUUAGCAAAAAAGACUGGGCAAAAUGUCAUCACCUGUUAAACUCAUCAUCUUCAUUGGUAAAAAGCCAUCGGCAAUCAUUAAUGCAGUACAAAGAAGGAAGCUUCCCUACGAGAAAGACACAGCUGUUAUUAACAUGUCUUGAUCAGGUUUUUGAACUUCUAGUUUAUUCAAUGCUUCGAUUCCUCAACCUUUGCUCUCUUCCACAGUUUCCGAUUUCUUCAAAUGCCUCUCUCAGUGAAGUUGAGAUGAGCUACUGGUAGCUCAUCCCAUGGUAGAUGAAGCUGCUUGUGACCCUUCUAUGAUUUGGAAGGGAUCUGGAUCUGGAGAUAUUUGCCUGCUAUCCGGCUAGAUUGAAUCAUAAUGUCAGCUUAUGGCCAUCAAAUGGAGCGGGAGUUCUCCGCUCAGAGUCUCUUAAGUAGGGGAGAUACUGGAACAGAGAUGGGAAGCCGCCAUCUGGUUGAAUCGGGAUUCUACAUGACAUCUUUUGCUGGAACAAUCUUCAUUGCUGGUCUUGCAACUGUUGGGGUUCUAUUAGUAACUUUGCUGGUCACAUUUGCGGUGAUGCUGCAGUCCUGUGAAAGUAGGUGCAAGGGGGUUGUGGAGAUUGAGAAAUCAAGUGAUAGUUACCAUUAUUGCAACAUUUUUUCUCUGCAUGGGGAGCUCAACGGCUUGGAAGCAAAUGAGGUUCCUCCAGUCUGCAGGAGUUUUGCCAUUCAAUAUAUCAAAGGAGGACAAUACGCACGAGAUUUCAAUUUCACAAUGUUGAUGAUUGAAAGUUUUCUCAACACGGUUUCACCAUCACAUGAUCGUCUGGAUGUGGUGUUGAUGGACAUAGAUGACAUCCUUGCUUCAGAUCCUCAGUACACCAAUCAAUUAAUGCACCAGUUCAACCAAAUUGGCUGUUGCGAAUCUAGUGAUGCAGCCUGUCUGAAGCACCUGCAUACUCGGGAAUUAUAUAGGAAACUUCAGUCCAGAGAAUGGCCGUUGGUUCUGCUAUCAAGGAAGCCUGAGAGACAGCGAAAUGUUACCAUUGAACACCUUACUUCUUUAGGAUAUGCUGGUUGGUCUUCUUUGAUUAUGAGGUUGGAUAGCGAAAUGGAAAUGGAUAGCCGAGAAUACUUUUCCAUACGAAGAGCGGCAAUGGAAAAAGAAGGUACUCGGAUACUUGGUGUGAUUAGCACCCAAAUGGAUGCUUUAACAGGAUCAUCUAUGGGAAGACGUGUUUUUAAGCUUCCAAACCCUCUAUUUUACAAUUUUGAAAACCAAGUUGUAAACAGGAGACAUUCACAUUAGAUCUUGUGUCCCAUUCUGUUGUUUCUUUGCAUGGUGUUUUUCCAAAUUUCUACUGCAUCCUGGAACCUGCGGUUACGCUGAA
Theobroma umbraticum is the source of this 1441-nucleotide messenger RNA. RefSeq names its product HAD superfamily, subfamily IIIB acid phosphatase. Lineage: Eukaryota; Viridiplantae; Streptophyta; Magnoliopsida; Malvales; Malvaceae. The record is from RefSeq and is a predicted model, not a curated record.